Paramacrobiotus metropolitanus is the source of this 1647-nucleotide messenger RNA. RefSeq names its product kelch-like protein 4. The transcript is spliced from 5 exons. Gene Ontology annotation, molecular function: protein binding. Lineage: Eukaryota; Metazoa; Tardigrada; Eutardigrada; Parachela; Macrobiotidae. The coding region runs from base 229 to 1647 and encodes 472 amino acids. The record is from RefSeq and is a predicted model, not a curated record.
UCGUUAAAGAUUGGCUUUUAAUAUUUGGUUUUGAAAACUUUAAGUUUUCUACUUUGAAAACGCAUUUUUCCAUUCUUUUGGCUCUGAAGUUUUGUCAUAGGCUUUUUUCUACCGGGAUUGACAUCAGUCAGUGGAGAACUGUCAAACUCAUGCUGACAGGCCGUUCUUUAUGCGGCGUAGGCACGAUUUUUGCUGUGUUUGUAGAGUGAUUCCACGUAUUUCCUGAGGAUGGCAGCCAAGAGGGCUCGUGAGCAAAUCGGUCAGAAUGGCAACCUUCCUCGACAAGGGGAGAGUAGGGCGAGAAUUGGUGCGAGUAACGGGGAUUUGUGUCGGGAAUGGGAGAAUCCGCGAGCCUCGCAAAUGUUCUGUGAUGUGGAGCUGCGAGGUUGCGAAGCGGAGUCGCCAAGGCUUCCGUGUCAUCGCAGCGUCCUCAGUGUGCGCAGUGCGUAUUUCCGCACCAUGUUCCUGUCGGGAAUGAAGGAAUCCACACAGAAAGUUAUUCAGCUCCACAACAUGUCCCACACUGUUUUGUCCCAGUUGAACGGCUACUGCUACAUGGAGGACGUUAUCGUCACUGAAAGCAACAUGCAGUCAUUGUUGAUUGCUGCCGCGUUUCUGGACAUUGGUACCGUCGUGGAUGCUUGCUGGGAAUUCAUGGAGAAGCACAUACACGCAAAGAACUGUCUGAUGCUGUACUGUCUCGCCGAUUCCGAUGCGCACAAGAAUCCCGCGUUAGCCGACAAAGCCAAAGUUUAUGUUCUUAAGCAUUUUGCUGACGUCUCGCAAGGACCGGAAUUUUUGGAGCUGCCGAAAACUACGGUUAUCGACCUGAUCCGCUACGAUACCUUGCAGCAUGAUUUCGAGCAGCGACGCUGGGAGUUUUGGGAGAUGCUGCAGCGCAUUCGGCUGGCGUAUCUGAGUCCACAAUGCCGUGACGAAUACUUGCUGGCCUGCAUUAACGCCUCCAUGGACUAUUCGGGAGCCGAAAAAGCCCUGUCUCACUUGAAAGUCUUGCCUGGAACCAUCAGCGAGGCAUCUUCCACCCUCUACACCGCACGCAAAUCGUAUGAAGUAGACUGCAAGGGAGUUAUCGUUUGUGCCGGCGGUUUCAAGACCUGGACAGUUCUGCUGGACAGCGUGGAAUACUUCAGUCCAAACACUGCACAGUGGACGAAAUUGGCACCGUUACCGUACAAAGUUGCCAAUGCCGGCCUGGCAGUCAUCAAUGGAGAUUUGUUCCUGUGCGGCGGGAUUCUCGGUUUUCGGAUCGGGGAUGUGACGCCAUGGGCACUGCGCUAUGACAGCGCUCGGGCUGUCUGGAAGCAUGUAGCGCCAAUGCACACUGGACGACGCGAUCUGGGUAUUGCCUCGAUGGGCGAUCACAUAUACGUCGUUGGGGGAUUUGACGAUCAUUACCAGGCAGUAGCCACUGUGGAGCGCUACGAUGCGCUCAGCAAUCAAUGGGCAUAUGUGGCAUCCUUACCAAAACCCCUGGCGAAGUCAGUCGUCAUCAGCUUUGAUAGUCAGAUAUUUGCAUUCGGAGGCGACUAUAGGCCGUCGACUAUGGACCGUCUUACCAGGGAACAUAGGGGCCCUCCCCCUUCAGAAGAAUCUCAUUUUUUGCACAAAGGUAGUAAACAUAUGUAG